AUGGAGAAGAUCCUUGUCCUUUUGCUCGUCACCCUUGCAGUGGCUCACGCAGUUCCUGAUCCCCGAGGAAUUAUUAUCAACCUGGAUGAGGGCGAGCUCUGCCUGAACAGCAUCCAGUGCAAGAGCAGGUGCUGCCACCGUACAAGCGGGCUGAGCCUGGCCCGCUGCGCACCCGAGGCCAGCGAGAGCAGCGAGUGCUCUGCCAAGACACUCUAUGGGGUUUACUACAAGUGUCCCUGUGAGCGGGGCCUGACCUGCGAGGCGGACAAGUCUGUUUUGGGCUUCAUCACCAACACCAACUUUGGCAUCUGCCAAGAUGCUAACAGAAAAUGA
Molecule: messenger RNA, 333 nt
Organism: Pteropus alecto (black flying fox)
Lineage: Eukaryota; Metazoa; Chordata; Mammalia; Chiroptera; Pteropodidae
Gene: CLPS
Product: colipase
Exons: 3
Coding region: 1-333 (110 amino acids)
Biological process (GO): digestion; positive regulation of catalytic activity; response to food
Cellular component (GO): extracellular region
Molecular function (GO): enzyme activator activity; lipase binding
Source: RefSeq, a predicted model, not a curated record